Messenger RNA from Notolabrus celidotus (New Zealand spotty), 10109 nucleotides. It is a transcript of the gene zdhhc3a, whose product is annotated as zinc finger DHHC-type palmitoyltransferase 3a. The coding region runs from base 187 to 1122 and encodes 311 amino acids. The record is from RefSeq and is a predicted model, not a curated record. The transcript is spliced from 7 exons. Gene Ontology annotation, molecular function: protein-cysteine S-palmitoyltransferase activity. Gene Ontology annotation, cellular component: Golgi apparatus; endoplasmic reticulum. Gene Ontology annotation, biological process: peptidyl-L-cysteine S-palmitoylation; protein targeting to membrane. NCBI's taxonomy places the organism in Eukaryota, Metazoa, Chordata, Actinopteri, Labriformes, Labridae.
GACGUAUCUUUGUUGUUGAGGGGGCGUGAGCACGCCGUCGACAGGGAACUGCUAACCGGGUACUGGGCUGGAUCUGCGAGAGCGUCCAGAGGAUGCUCGUGUUUCAGCAUGCGGUGACUGAGACUGAAACCUGAAUGCACAGCGGGUCUGGAGGCUGCCACAGCAGGGGACUAGCUUAGAUGAAGGAUGAAGAGCCCGGUGCACAGAUGCAGAGACGUAGAGCAUGCGCGUGCGCUGGGAGGGACCGGGUCAGGAACUACCUGCCUGCAGACCGAGCAGCGCAUCCCCAUCUCCAAAGAUGUCAUCACAUCCUCCUCUGCCUCCGCCAUGUGGUUCAUCAGGGACGCCUGUGGCAUCGUGUGCGCCUUCAUCACCUGGCUGCUGGUGUUCUAUGCAGAGUUCGUGGUGCUGUUUGUGAUGCUGCUGCCCUCCAAAAAUCUGACGUACAGCAUUGUGAACGGCAUCUUGUUCAACACUCUGGCUUUCCUCGCUCUCGCUUCUCACCUUAGAGCCAUGUGCACUGACCCUGGAGCGGUGCCAAAAGGAAACGCUACAAAGGAAUACAUAGAGAGCCUUCAGCUGAAACCAGGGCAGGUGGUCUACAAAUGUCCCAAAUGCUGCAGCAUCAAGCCUGACCGAGCACACCACUGCAGCGUCUGUAAACGCUGCAUAAGGAAGAUGGACCAUCACUGCCCCUGGGUCAAUAACUGUGUCGGGGAGAACAACCAGAAGUAUUUUGUGCUUUUCACAAUGUAUAUUGCACUUAUAUCUCUUCACUGUCUGGUCAUGGUGGUCUUCCAUUUCCUCAACUGCUUUGAAGAUGAUUGGACAAAGUGCAGUUCCUUCUCUCCUCCAGCUACAGUCAUCCUCCUCAUACUCCUGUGCUUUGAGGGUCUCCUCUUCCUCAUCUUUACCUCUGUGAUGUUCGGCACCCAGGUCCACUCCAUCUGCACCGACGAGACCGGCAUAGAGCAGUUGAAAAAGGAAGAGAGAAGAUGGGCUAAAAAAACUAAGUGGAUGAACAUGAGGGCGGUAUUUGGACACCCUUUCUCCUUAUUGUGGUUUAGUCCCUUCUCCACCCCUGACCACGGGAAGGCUGAGACCUACCAGUAUGUGGUGUGAGAGCGGGCCGUGUCAGAACCAAAGUGGGAGGCCCUGCUCAGCCCCACAGAGCUCAGCUAUGGCAGUCUGUUGCUCCAAACGCUGAACAUGAUUUAUCUCCCACGCUAGCCAUGGACCGCCUUCCAUCUGCUUUUUGUGUUGCCAACUAAGUGCGCUAUACGUUUAUAUUUGUGUUGCCUUUGGGUGAGUUGAGUUGCAGAGAAAAAGAAAACACUUUUUUAGUUUGUGAAUCAUGUUUGCAAACACUGUGAUAAACUUGUCAUUUUUUUCUGAGCCAUUUCUAUUUCUGUUGUUGUCAGAAGCCUUCUCCUCUCUUCAUGUUUACACUUUUAUCUGUUGAAGUUUCACGUUCAGCUAAAUUCCACACAAAGCUGUUUUCUCACUUUUAUCUUGUGCUGUCGGGCCAUGCUUAUAGUUUCAGUUUGGGGUCAUGGUCAUGAAGUAUCCACACAUGAAAUGAGUAGUCCACUCCUUUUAAAGGUUAACAUUCCCAGAUUCCGAGUGAUGUUCAGUCCAAGCUAUCAUUUACAACCAAGAGAUAUCCACUUAACGAAGACAGACGACCAAGAAUAUGAACAAUAUUUAGACUCAAAGGCUGAAACUACACUAGAGCAAAACAUUUCAGCUCUGAUCUAGGAUUGGCAGACAACGACAUCAGAGAGAGAGAGAGUCUCACUUUGCAUAAUAAAUAUCUUGAUUAAAACCAAGCGGCAACCCUCCGGUCUAAAAAUAUGAGUCAAUGCGGAAGUGUUAAAAGCUGCAGUUCAUCGAGGAUCCGCUUCAGGCUGGCUCCGGAAGUACCAGAAGUCACAUACACAUGAAUGGGAAAAGCCGAUCUUUACAGCAGAAAUAAACAUGCUUACAGCCUGGUACAAAGGAUGAGUGUAGUCUGAAUAGCUCAUUUCUCGAUGUGCUCUCACUGUGAGGGAGGUGAAUUUUUUCCUAACGCGGCAAUUUCGAAGAUAUUGAGAUUACGAGUCUUCCAAUGAGAGGCACAGCUGCCUGUGUGAACACUGCAGCUGUUGGCUAGGAGGCUCAAACCUCUUUACGUCACCCUGGCUCGACAGAAGCAAUAUGGCUGCCGCCGUCUCAAAACAGUUCUUCAGAAACAGAUGGGUGACGUCACGGAUGCUACGUCCAUAUUUUAUACAGUCUAUGAUUUAAACUAAAUAAGCAGGACAGGGACAGCUCUUCACACCCCACAUCCUUUUGAAUCAACCAAGACGUCCUGACUGAUGAAUAAAAAGGUUCCUUUGCUCAAAUUUUGUUCCCCAAAUUGAGCCCUCCCACCCUCAAACACUCAACAAACGUCAUAGAUCUGUGUAAGCGAAACAAAAAGAGUCGGUGUGGAUCAAUUAAAAUCAACACCUCAUCUUACUAGAGGAAACACCAAGCACCAGCUGUUUGUUGUUUAGAUACGUUUUUUUUUUUAAAAAUGUGUACAUUACGUGUUAAAAUAGUUCAAUUACAUCAACAUGUCUGACCGUGGAGGGAGGACAUAUCUAAUUUAAUUUAAAAUACAAUAAUAUUAAAUGAUACUGAUGCGUAGCGUUCCAAAGCCUUCCUGUCACUUUAACAACUCAACAUUAAUUUGCUCAUCCAUGCAGGUAUCCGUCACUGCCAUGCAAUCUGCACUGCACAGUUCAGAUCUUUAGUGAGUGUUUCCGUCUUAUUUCUGGUCACAGUGGUCUCCUUACACUUCAUAUAAGUCACCUUAACUUGACGAGGUCACAAAUCAAAUUUUCUUCAAGAUAUUAUAAUCCAAAUAUCAGGCCUGGACUGGUUGCAUUCAGGAAAAACAUCUGCCUAUGCAGCGGGCAACAUUUUCUCAAGAAGUGUCUUGAAAGAUGUUUUACCUACUUCAGGGAGCAUAUCGAAAGAAACUGCACGCUGCAUUGGAUGAUAUUUUUACUUGUUCCAAGCAAUUCAGGCCUUAUUUUUGUUAGAUUGUAAUAUCUUAUUUAUCUUAAAGGAGAUUUGUUUUUUGACUUGUCAGAUAAAUGUGAGUUAUAUCGAGAGUAAGGAUAUUUUUUUUAAGUUAUGUUUUUUGGGCAUUUUUUGCCUUUAAUAGAUGGGAUAGCUGAAGAGAGACAGGAAAUGUGGGGAGCAGAGAGAAGGGGAAGACAUGCGGCUGUGAUGAGGACAAUAGCCUCCGUAUAUGGGGCGUGCACUUAGACUGCUAAGCCAACAGCACCCCAGUAAGGAGACAUUUUUGCCUGGAAGUUAAACCAAUACACUCGCUACACUUUGAGCUAUUGCAGUGUGCACUCACUAGAACACCUGAGACACACACUGAAAGAACUCCGACAUACAGCAUACGCUUCAAAACAUCAUACUUUGAAAUUCUCCCUUAACUUUAACACGCAAACCAUCAUCUCUCGAUGUGCACUCUGGAUCAGAGUUCCUCCAUUCUCCUCCAUUAUACCGAAUCUAUCAGCAUGGCUUCAUGAGAACAAGAUGUGAGUAAAAAAUGUGUGUCCUCGGUGAACUGACCCUUUAAACCUCCAGAAACAUAGACUGAAUAUACAACGUGGACACAGCCCCAGGUCUGCAGAGUGAAGCCAGCGAGGACGUGCCUUAAGCCUGCGAUCUGUCUGAGGACUCAACUGGUCGACAAAAUGAGUCCAAACGUUUAGAAAUCUAAAAACAAAUCUGGCUCCAAAACCUGAGAAUGUGACAUCCAGAAAGCCAAACCUGAGGCUUAACAAAGUAUUCUUUAUGUGGAGAAGUGACGUCAUGGUGCUAGGUCCAUGUUUAUCAAUCUAUGGGCAAACUGGUCUCUUGAGUGUGUUCCUGAUGUAGACUAAAAUAACAUAAUAAGGUCCCUGUGGAUGAAGUUUCAGGGUCCUUGAUCUCUCUUGGGUAGUGUUGUAGUCAAGCCACCAAAACCCUGAGUCUGAGCCGAGUCUGAAUGCCACCGUAUUCAAGUCAGAGUUGAGUCCAGGUCAUCCAAGAAGAACUUGGAUGUGAGACAGAACAGUACCUUUAAUAUCUUCCUGACUUUACUCUGUGUGUUCUGGACAGGCGUCAAAGUUUGAGCUGUCCCCGUUGAACAUAUCAAACAUGUUGCACCGCUUUUGUGUGCAUUUAGUGUAAAAUCUGUAAAAGUAUAUACAAGAUUGUGGCACCUCUAAAGGGAUCCUGGCAAGAACUGCAGCUGAGUAAGACAAGCAUGCAAGUGAACACACCCUAUCUUGAAACUGAUAUACUAUUAGAGCUCUUCAUCCUCCGAGUCCUGAAGCAGUCAGUGCUCGAGUCUGAGUCACGAGUCCUGCAAAUCAGGACUUAUCAGACUUGAGUUCGAGUCCUUGGUUUUCACUACAACACUGCCUGUGGGAGGUUUCUGAAAAUGGAUCCUUUUCUUUUGGUGCGCUCCAUUCAAUCUCUGAGGUCGGAAAUUCUUAGAUGACCCUCGGAUACGUCACCGAGAACGCCCCCUAAAGUCGGAAGGCCUACUCUGCAACUCGGUGCCGCGUCAGUUACUCCAAGAGGGCUUCUCUCUGCAUCAACAGUAAAAAAAGCAAAACUGGCCUUUAAUAGUGUAUUUGCAGUCGCCCGUAGUAUGUUGUUAUAGCCUGUAUUUGGCUUACAAUGCUAAUAAAAACAGGAACUAAUGGCCAAACAAUUUUCAGAUCUGACGUCAUCCCCAGCUCUGGUAUCUGACCUCUGAGGUAAAUGGGACGCACCAUGAGGAUAACCUUUUUAAAUGGUGCCAAAUACAACACAUAAAGAAGCACUUUUCAGUCAUAAUUAUAGAUAUUUGAUCAGCUGUGGUUGAAGAAUAUUUUAUCAAACCCCAUUGGACAACAGAUUUUUUUUGCUUAAGAUCAAACUCUGGUUUAUUUUCUGAUCAAAUUCUGUCUCAUACAAAUGUGAUGCCCACAUCCCUUGCUUUAUUUCCCCACUUUUAAACCAGCCCAUCUCAAGAAUCUGUAUGUAACAUUGCGUGCAAUUCUUAAGCAAUAUUCUUGCAAUGAAUCCCUACUUUAAACCCAAUACCAAUUGAAAAGUGCUCCUUUUGAAGGUGUUGUAUUCGAGCAUCACAUGACUGAAGUAUCUCUGAUUUAACAGCAAACAUGGUUAAAUGACUGAGUUUAAAUGAGUGUUCACUGACUUUAAUGGUUACAAUACAUGUUGUCUAAGUGUGGAGCAUCCUCCCUGAUUCCUCUCUGAUACAUGCUCGACGUAAACAAAGCUUCUGCUUGAGGGUAGAUGUACUCUUGAGUUUGUUCCACCAAACAGAAUCAAAUUUCUUUCUUUCGUUGUCCAUCGGGUGUUUUUCUACAUCAACUCAGAGAGGAAACGGAGUGUCACUCUCAGCUUGUCUCUCUUGUCACGCUGCCUUCUUAAAGAGUUCUGAGGCUGUCAACAUCAGAACUCUAAACAUGGCCCGUGUCUCUUUUCUGAGGAAAGGUUCUGCUGCCCACACGAUCACAGAAACACUCCCUGUUUGUGUUUGGUGCUCCAACAUUUGACGGUGAAUCAGCCUCUGUGCUUUCAGCUCAAAUCGUGUUUUGCAUUUUGAUUAUAAUGACCCCUCAGCUACAUUAUUAUUCAGUUAUCUUUUAAAUGGAAUUCCUCAUAAAAGGGACUCUGGUUGGGCUUUAACAAAGAUGUAUAAAUACAGAAGUGUUGUAAAGAUGUGGAGCUUUACAGCAGGACAUUCAAAACAUUUCACAAACUUUGAUCAUUCAUGAUUUAAAAAGUUAUCUUGCACUUUGUUUCUUUUGAGAUUUCCUUCUUAUCUGAAUUGUGUAUUUUAUCCUUCCUUUCUUUGUUUACAUGAUAUUGUAUGUAUCCUGUGUUAUCUGAAUGCAUGGUGCAGGUGAAGGCAAGUGUAGUGAUGUAUGUGAAACACUGCUGGUAUGAUGGUGCCAAGUCGUUCCUGUGAGAGUGACGGAGGAGAUGAUUUGUUUUUUACUGAAAUUUUAAUUCUUUCUAAAUAUUCUGAAGAUAUUUCAGCACAUGCGCAGAGAAUAAAUACUUCUCGGUUGCGAUGCAAAGACUGUGUUUGCUUGUAAUUAUUUCCCAUGAUUGAGAAAGACGUCAGUGUCCACUCUUCCUGCAUUCAGCCCUCUCCCUUCAUUGUUCUACUUCACCCCGUCCUUGUCUUUCAUUUUUCCCCCACUCUCCCGUCUGUAACCUGCCUCUCCCAUCACCUGUUCUCUCCACACUCAUGCAUUUUGCUUUGGUUGAUAACUCACUCUGCCAAAAGCUCUCUGAAGCAGACAACUCUUAGUAGACUGUAGAAGAGGUAAGCUGCAACAAAGGUCACAUUGGAUGUCCCAUUACGCUUAACACAUCACAAGCAUGCAGACUUCAACCUGAAGGCCAGAGUGUGCUUCAUGCCUUUUGUUCUGUUCCAGAUUCAACCAAACAUAAUGAAUGAAUGAAUGAAUGAAUGAAUGAAUGAAUGAAUGAAUGAAUGAAUGAAUGAAUGAAUGAAUGAAUGAAUGAAUGAAUGAAUGAAUGAGUGAGUGAGUGAGUGAGUUCUGUGUGGAGCAGGAUGCAUGACCUGUUUGGAUCAUUUAGCUUCCUCCACUGGGGUUUAUUCUUUAUUUUUAGAGUGCAUGUGAGUCAUUUCUUACAGUGUUGGGCAUGUUUCUCAGGACAAACUGUGCAGACAAGUAUUUGAAGGAGAGAACAGAAUAUUUUAAUAGAACGCUAAUCUAAAUAUUCUUUACUUACUUACUAUCCGGACAGAAAUGUUGGCUGUUAAAGCAAACACUGUAAAAAAGGAGACCUCAAGAAACAGUGACAGUCGUCCUAGACACAGUUCCCCCUUGGUUUGUGUAACUCAGUCUACUGAAGCCUCACAUUAGACCAGACCAGCGUGGAUUAAGAUAUGUUCAGACAUAAAAGUGACACCAAUUCUUCGCAUCUCUAAAUAAAAAAUCCUCAGGUUGCAUCAUAAUCGCUCGCUGUAAAUUAAUGAAAAAAACAAUUUAACUUUUUAAAAACAGGUCCUGUAUGCACGUUCAGCCAUUAAACAAAUGGGACCAUUAGUCUUAACGUACCGUUAUAGAACAGCCCAUUUUGCCGUAGCGUUAGCCGCAUGCACGAUUGCAAAUAAUUGACCAAUAAACUAAUUUCGCCAUGAAAUCGAGGCUGGUGCAAAACGUCAUAUGUCCAGGGAACCUCUUGGAAAACCCCUAUCCAACAAAUUCAAAUUGCACAUGCCUACUACGCAUAAACAACAGUAAACAUGGCGAGUGGUACCGGUUUUGACUGAGGGAAGAUCAAGAAAAAAAUACAUUUCAGCGGAAGAAACGGAAAUUUUAUUACAAGAAUAUAGAAUAAACAAACAGCUACUAUCAGCAAGUCAAUCGUCAAAGAUAACAAACAAGGAGAAAGGGAAAGUUUGGUUUAAGACCUUGAACUGGGUGAAUGCGUGUGGUGUUUCUGAGCGCACAGUAGAAGCACCAUGACCGCCAUCCUCAAAAUAGCCUAACAGGUGGGGUAAUCCUGCCGUUAGCACCUGUAAUGGUGGGGUCUACCGCCAUUAAAUGUAAUGCUUUGUUGGGGCGUUAACCUGGCUCAUGCAUACAGCUAAUCGAUUUUUUUUCACUUUAGUAAAAACGGCCCGCUUUCAUCGUUAAUUGCUGGACGUGCAUACGGGCCCUGGUUAUUUUGGCAUUUUUUAAACCCAAACAAAAUCUGUCUCUGUUAGUUCAUGCCCAAUAAUAACAGAUGUUCCCUCCAUGAAUCUACCAUCAAUCGAUUAAAAAAAGAGACCUUUCAUCAUCACUUCCCCGCAGAAUGAGACCGUGUUUGUGAUGGUAGCUGAGUGGGUUUGAUUUUAUCAUUAAGAUGCAAAUAGAGCUGCUGGAAUAUAACGGACUCCAUGUUUACUCCUUCAGAUCUCCAAAGAGAGAGCAAGCAGUGGAUUAACGGCUUUAAAUCAAGUAACUUUAAACUAGUUAUGCCGUCACUGCUGCUCAUCAUUGCAGGGAAAAGCUUCCUAUGCACGCUCUUGUACAAGUAAAUCAAUGUAAGAGAAGCAGUGAACCUGCUGACAGCCUAGGUAUGGUGGCUGCAGACACUGAUGAGUGCUAACAUGUAAAUAACAGAAUACUGGAGCACAGAUUUCUUGGACAGCCACUUGGCGCAAUACACCACUAAGCUAUCUCUAAAACACGGACCAGGGGUUAGAGUUGUGUCAAAACAGAUGUGCAUGACUCUUAGCCCCACGUUCUGCACAUCUCAGGUCUGAUUUGUCUGAGAAACAGGCCCAAAGACCUUCAUCAUCAUCAUGUGUUGUUGCAGCUCGUCAUUACCUUUUUGUUCUCGUUGUGAUAUAAAGUGCAUGCUCUCCUGCCUGGCUCGGCCUCUUUCACCUCAGACCCUUUCGUUGUUUUCCUCAGGGGAUCGAGCGUCUGAAGGGGGAGACGGGGAAGUGGGGGAAGGUGCCGUGUCGGGAGGCCAUGCAGACGGCGUUCGGCGGCCCCUUCUCUCUGACCUGGUGCAGCCCCUUCACAGGGCUCAGCUGCAAGAAGAGCCCCACAGAGCACGUCACUGUCCCACAGGGGGAGAUCAUCGAGGAGGACGUCAUCGAGAUACCACUAGAGUAACAAGAAACUCAAGAUCAGUGAGAAACCUGGAGUUCAGAUUUUAUUUUAUUUUUAAUCUUAAGACCGUUCCAUGUGAAAGUACUGCAUCUUCUUUGCAGAGUGUCUGGGGCUGGUCUGAUGUGAGAUUCCGAGAUCAAUGAGAAAUGUAGAAAUUUUAACCGGGAUGAAAGUGGAAUUCUUCCAUUUGGACAUUUUGCACAGAUGUGGCUAUGCAACGACAUUCAGAUGGCUGCCUUCCUAAAGAAAAAACUCAAAGAAAACUUGACUUUAUUAUAGAGACGUUCCAGAGAGGACCAACGUCGUUCUGUUAGCUGUGGGAGUUCAACUACUCAGCUGAGGGAGUGUGAAAGGGAGGAAACAUCAGGCUUGAAAAUUAAAACUUUGCAGAAAAUGUAGGUAGCAAAAGUAGCUAUAACUUUGGUGCAGCAAGUUUUUAAUACCUCCGAACAGCUGGCUCUCGUGCUUCUCUUGUAUGAGGAAGUAAAACAGCUGCAGAGUGUUUCUAAUCCAUAACAAAGAUGUAGACAUGGGAUUGGAUGUAAUAUUGACAGCUGGAUUGGCUGAUUUAGCUCUUUCAGUCACUGUGAAGCCACUAUGAGUAAUUUAAUCAUAAUGGAGCUAGAUGAUACUCUGCAGUAACAGCUACACAUCCACCCGAGCAUUGCUUUCUACACAACAUACCCUGUGAACAAGUCUUCCACAUAACAGAACAAACACAAAGAUACCGAUAUAUCUGUGAUGAUGUCGGUCGUGCUCCGUGUACAGGGCUGGAAACUCUUAUUUGUAAAUAUUUCACCACACUGUAUCUCAAGCCUUCGUAAAAUUUGAGCUGUUGCAGACAGAACUUACCUUGUGCUUCCAAACCUGCAGUAUUUGCUGAAGAAUGGUUCUAAAACCAACAAAGCUGAAGGAGCCGGAGGGACUGGGAGCUCCUGUUAGAACAACCAAAGUGUCUCCAGAGUGCAGCUGAGGAGAUGAUGCAGCGUGCAGCGUGUCAGUGAGCUGUCUCAGGCUAACACCACUAACUGUAGCUCGGGUGUGACCUGAUGUCUGAGCAGUGUUUGCUUUUAACCACUUUGACGUCUCUGAUGCCUUUUUUGAGGAGAUGAAUUCACAUUGUGCCUUACUUGUGUGGGAGAAAACAUGAUGUAUGAUACUGUAUAUUCAACCACUCUUACAUUACAGUCAGGCGUCUUUGUCUGCCAUUCUCAUGUCUGUAGCUCUGAUAAUGAUGCGAUGUAGACGAUACUGACUUCAUGAGAUGUUUUUGUAAAGUCGGCGAUGGAUAAGGGCUUUAACUGUUUAAUGGGUGCUGGUUUUCAUGGGACCACUCAUGUUUUUUUAUGUUUACAAAGACUGUCAUUGUUUGUUUUUCAUUUUUAAACCCUGAAAUAAAUGCAUUCUUUCAUAAGUGUA